CGCCUCCACAGGCCCAUGAACACACCCCUUCUGAUCCAGCACCUCUCCAUCAUUAACCAAACAGUCCUUGAGGAUCGUGUGUUUACUGUUUACCUGGGGAACCUCUCGUAUGAUGUUGACCUGGUGGCUGUGAAGCUCAAUGGUCACAAAUUCACCAUACUAGAGGCGAAUAAAAGUGGCCUCGUCAUAACCAUGGUCCCCCAGCCCAAUAGUACCCUACAUGCCUACAUUCUCAGGGUGCCAUUUGAUGCCGUUAUUCACAAGCUGUACCCUACAGAGGGGCUUCUCGAAUACUCGCUGGACAUCAACUACACGUUGGUCAUCCUGCCUCAGGCGGAGCCGUACUUCUACCUGGCCUCAGUCGUGGCUCAGUUCAAUGAUGUCUUUCCUCCAGUCUUCGAAGGCGUCUGCAACGAGAAAAGCAUCCGUUUCCAGAUGGACCAUAAGCCGUUUGACUACCUGUGGGAGGUGGGUGUUGGCCCUCACAUUCUGACCACAAAUCUGGCAGCCAAGCGGGGCUACAUUAUGCGGAAUGACAGCAAGAGUCUGACCCUGGAAGUGCCCCUCUUCUCUGUUGGCUACACUUAUAAGGACAUCCAUUUGAAGCAGUUCCGUGGCACUUUUGAAAUUCUCUCAAGAGCUCCGAAGACCUUGGAGGUCAAGAGCUCCUUGGCCAAAGCGUGUCUAUUCCAGACUACUGAGGUCAUAGUGUGUUCCACUGAAGGUGUGAUGACAGUGGUGUCUGUGAUUUUGGCCAUCCCUGGAUCUGAACCCAUCAGAUCCUCCCUCCUGAACUCCAACUGCAGGCCUCAAGAGAUGGAUGACACCAGGGUUCUCUUUAGCUUUAGACUUGACACCUGUGGAACCAGGGUCCAGUUUGAUUACCAGCACCUUACCUAUGAAAAUGAGAUCACCGUUGAGCAUACAAGCCAAUCAGUGGAAGCACCAGUCUCAACCAGGGUGACUGUGCGGUGUGUCUAUCCACUGAGUGGCCUUUACAAGCUGUUUGCGUAUCGGCGGUUUGAAGCAGACUCGCCAGGAUUUGGCACCAUCUUGACUAGAGUCCCUGUAAAGAACUAAUGAAGUGAUAAUGCUGCCAAGAGUUGAGUGUAAAUGUCUUAAUAAAU
Messenger RNA from Oncorhynchus nerka (sockeye salmon), 1127 nucleotides. RefSeq lists its product as uncharacterized. The transcript is spliced from 9 exons. NCBI's taxonomy places the organism in Eukaryota, Metazoa, Chordata, Actinopteri, Salmoniformes, Salmonidae. The record is from RefSeq and is a predicted model, not a curated record. The coding region runs from base 16 to 1080 and encodes 354 amino acids.